CGUUGAGGUGACAUGACUGUGUGUGACAUCUUUGAGAGAAACCAAAGCCAGAGGAGAGACAAAGUGGGAGACAGGGUGAGGAAGACAGAGACGAAGGAGUGAGAGAGAGAGGCUGAGAUUUUUCUGGGAAUCUCUGCUUGACAUCCGCCAAGAUGUUUAAGAAAAAGGAAUCUAAGGACACUGUAAAGGGUUCAGGGAAGACCACCAAGACCCAGGCCAGCAGCUUGGCCUUGCUGAUCUCCCAGAUGCAGAAGAAUGCCGACCAGGUGGAGAAAGAUGUCCUCCGGUCGGAGGAGCUGCUGGCUGUGGAUGCUGAAAAUGACAGGAAAGAGCUGCCCUUCCAGCAUCAGGAUGAAAUCUCAGUCAAACUGGGUGAGGCUGAGGGCCUCAUCAAGGACCUCUUCCUGGAUGUCGACAAAGCCAAGAAGCUCAAACACCCACAAGCCACAGAGAUUGAGAGCGAUGUCAUCCUUCUCCAUGAGCGGUGGCUGAAGGACUGCGCCUUCUAUCGAGACAUCUACGAGCAAAUUGAUGACGUGUCUAAGAUGCCCUAUAUUGACUGGGGGCCUGUUUUUGCUCAGAAGGAAAAAGAAGUCAGCGUGGAAGAGUACGGCCCCACCAUGGCGGAACUAGAGAAGCAGAUCGCGGCUCACAACAUCCUGCACAAAGAGAUCGAAGCCUACAGUGCACAGUUGUGCGUCAGCUCUGCUGGCAGCAAGGAGAAAUACACAGAGCUGAAGAGAAAAUACAACAAAAUGCUGGACAAUUCCAAGUGGCGCCGCCACUACCUGAACAGCCUGUAUGAAUACAUGCACGCCUGCAACAAGGAACUGGCCUUUCUGGGAGAAGAGCAGGACAAGAUCCAGAAGCAGGACUGGAGUGACCACAUGGUGGACCCACCUGAUGUUCGCAGGCAGUAUGAGAAUUUCAAGAACAACAGUCUGUUGUCCCACGAGAGUGAAGUGAACAGACUCCAGGAUGAAGGAGACAGAUUCAUUGAACUGAAGCACCCGGCCAGCGACACAAUAAAGACUCAGAGAGAUGCUGUACGAAAUGAGUGGCAGAAAUUCCUCAAUCUCUGCAUAUGUCAAGAGACACACCUGGACAAUGUGGAGGAAUACAAAAAGUACCAACUGGACUCCGAGCAGCUGUCAGAGACACUGUCCAAACUCAACAGCAGCCUGGACCCAAAUGUAAUCAGCAAAAAGAGCAACUCAGAGACUCUGCUGCAGCUGGAGGGGGAGGAGAAAGCUGUGCAGAACAGUGAACAUCUUCUGGCCGACCUGAGGAGACGAAGCACCAGCAUCGCUCCUCUCAAACUACGACGCACCACCCCCAACAGACCCGUCACUGUGGAGUCCCUGUGUGACUGGGAAACAGACAAGGCUUGUUUGUCAAGAGGGGACAAGUUCACCCUGAAAUCAAACUCAGAGAUUAAGAACUGGGACGUCACGUCCACUCAUGGGGUAACUAAUACCUUCCCAGGAGUUUGUUUCCUGAUUCCACCACCUGACUCACAUGCCAUUGCUAAUGUGGAUGUUUUGGGCAAUGAACUUGCAGACAUCAAGAAGAGAAGAGCUGCUCUGGCAGAGUCUCUGAAGAAUCAAAAAUCAGAUGUCUCCAGACCCCAGAAAUCAGCACCAGUGUCUAGUGCAGUGGACCCCAAGGUAACUGCACUGUGUCAGCAGCUGGACAAGCUGGACAGUGAUUUGACCCAAACUGAGCAGAGCAUGCUGAACCGUCUGCGAUGCCCAUUGAGCCGCACCGAUCCGACCGAAGAUCUGUCCAAAAGGCUGCAGGAGCAGGAGCAAGCUGCCAGCACACUGAAGGGUCUGGAGCAGCAGAAGCUGGCAGCGCAGACUGACCUGCAGCCGCUGUUGUCUAAAGAUACCAGUGGAGCCUCUUCUGCUCUGCCUCUCAAACUCAGUGAUGCCAGCAACAAGUACGACAGCAUUGCUGCACUGGCUGAUCUCUACAAUAAGAAAGCAAAUGCAUCUCUCAGCCUGGAGAGUCAGAUUAAUAAAGUGGAUGGCCUUGUCUCUGGGUUUGAGAAAAACCUGAGUGAAGAUGGUCCAAUCCCUGAUGUUCCAAAUGCAAUUCAAGCCUGCAAUGACAACCUUCAGCACCAGAAAAAGGCUGUGGCAGCGGCUCAAAGCGACAUGAAGAAGCUGAGUCAGGAUCUGGAGGCCACCGAGCAGCUGUGCAGCUCUCUGCAGCAGAGCUACCAGGAGUACUGCCCUGACAUCCAGCGCCAGAGAACAGAGGUCAAACAACUGCAGACCCGUUACACAAAUGUUGCCAACCAGCUUAAUGAGAGAGAAAACCUCAUUCAAGAGGCAGGAACCAAGAACCAGGAGUUCCAGAGUACAUGCAAAUCCCUGAACUCAUUCCUGGACAACCUGCCGAAAAACCAAAUAAACUUCAACGAUGAUCUGUCUCAAAUCGCUGCUAAACAGAGCUCACAGGAGAGAGUGAUAGAUGACUUGACACGGAAGCAAGCUGACAUGGACAGAGUGGCUGAUCUGUCCCAAGACCUGCAGAAUCUCCUCAAUGAGUAUGAGACAAACAUCGACAAAUAUAAUAGUACACUCGAGGACGUUGAUGCCAGUGUCGAAAAGAAACCUUGUUUGCUCCCACUUUCUGAAGCUGUUCAGAAACAGGAAAAAGAUUUGGCGAACCGCUACGCUGAAGCAACAGCUGAAAACACCCAGCUCCAAAAACAGAUGGGCUUGGCUAAGAAUCUCAUUUUACAAAAUGAAGAGAAAGUUCAAAUGGUGGCACAGCAGGAAGUGCAGCUUCAAAGCCAGCAAAAGAGUGUAAUGGAGUUAGAGAGCCUGUUAAAAGAGCUGGAUGAAGAGAAGGACAGGACAACUCAUGCUGAAACAAACCUGAGAACCUUCAAAGACAGGAUGAUGUCACUGAAGAGUCGCAGAGGAGUGGAGCGUGUUGAGGAAAAAGAAGUAUUGCAGUACUAUCGCGACCCAAAAUUGGAAAGUGAUUUGGCUGAUCUGCAGAACACGCUGCAUGAGGAGUGCCUGAGGCGAAGCACCACCCAGAGUGAGAUCGAGGUCUGUAACAAGAAAAUCACCCACCUGGAGGACAACCGCAAAAACACCACACCAAAACUGGUGACUAGAGAAGUGACAGAGUUUGAGAAAGAUCCCCAACUGGAUGUAGAGGCCGCUAAGCUGAGAGAUGAAAUAUCAAGGAUGAAAAAUGAAAUUCGAGUGAGAGAUGGGGAGCAGAUUCAGAUGAAGACAGAAGUCACAAUUCUCCAGCAGAAGAGACCCACCAUCAAAGAGAGGGUGGUUAAAAAGGAAGUGGUUAAAGUGGAACAGGACCCACAGAUGUUGAAAGCAGUGCGAACAUUUGAGACAGAAAUUUCUGAUGAGAGCAAGAAGAGCACACUUCUCAAUGAUGAAAUAUUCCAGACAAGAAGCCAGAUCAAUGCACUCGAGAGGCUGAUUCCUAACAUCCAGCCAAAAAUCAUCACUAAAGAAGUCAAAAAGAUUGAACAAGACCCUGAUCUCAUUACCGAAUGUGACAAAAUUAGAACGUGUCUGGAGCAGGAGAGGACUGAAAACAACACUUUGUCCCAAGAAGUGAAGGAGCUCUACAGCCGCUAUCGAGAUGUUCAAGACUGGAAACCAAAAAUUGAGGUGAAAGAAAUUGUUAGUGAGAUCUACCGGGUAGACCCGAACACAGAGGUGGAAAUAAUGCGGCUCAGGAAGGACAUACAAGACUCAAGUAGGCAGCGUUCUGAUCUAGACAGGCAGAUUACCCAGGUCACGACUGACCUGGAUAUCCUUCGAUCUCAGAAGCCCAAAGUAGAACUGAAGGAAGUUCUCCAAGAGGUGGUGAAAGAAGAAAGAAGCCCAGAAAAUGAGAGAGAGAUUCAAAGGCUAAAUGAUCAGGUGAACCAUUUGCACAGCAAUUACAACUCACUCCAGGACCAGGUGAGUCUACUGAGGAAAGAGAGAGAUGAAUGGAAGGCUGAAAAGUCCAAGAUAGAGACCAAACUCGUCACUAGAGAAGUCAUUAAGUAUGAGCCUGAUCCACUGCUGGAGAAGGAAGCUGACCGCCUGAGAAGGGAUGUACGGGAAGAGGCACAGCUGCGCCGCAGCAUUGAAGAGAUGGUGUUUGACCUGCAAAACAAAUACAUCAUGUUGGAGAGACAGAAACCAGAGGAAAAGGUGGUUGUGCAGGAAGUUGUACGUUUGCAGAAGGACCCAAGGCAAGUGGUAGACCAUGAGAGGCUCAGCAGGAGUCUGGAUGAAGAAGUAAUGACUCGGCGUCAGUUAGAGCUAGAGUUACAGCAGUUAAGAGCAAAAGUGGAAGACUUGCAGAGGAUCCUCAGAGACAGUGAUGAGCGCCAGAAAAGAAUUCAAGCUGAGUCUGAACUCAGAGAGAUCCAACUGCGCAUCAGACAGCUGGAAAAUGCUCCACCUCCUGUUGAAGAGAGUAUAGUUGUUGAGGAGGUAUUGAAGGUUGAGAGAGACCCAAAACUAGACAGGUUAACAAAUGGUUUGCGGUCAGACAUGGACAAGGAAACCAGCGAUAUUCUGCGUCUCCAGAGAGACAUCCGUAACAUCAAUCAAAAGCUUGAGAUUCUGCAGAGAGAGAAGUCUGGGGAAAAGACGGUGUACAAAGAGGUGGUACGUGUUGAGAAAGAUCAGGCUGUCGAAGCUGAAAGGGAUCACCUGAGGGAACAGGUGACUCAGCAUAAAUUUGCCAGACAGGAUGUGGAGGACGAAAUUAGACGUCUUAAUGAGAAAAUCCACUUUCUCCAGAGCACCAAAUCCAGCUCUUCAAGAGAGGAGACAACCCUGGUUUUGUCCAGAGAUGCCUUGCAAAGAGAGAAAGAAGACCUCACUCGAGAACUUAGAACACUGGAGGCCAAGAAACAUGACACUAGCCUGUCUUUCCAGCAGCAGAGCCGACUAAUGAGCGAAAGAACGCAGAAGAGUAGGCAGAGGAGCAUUAAGAUGGGAUCUGACGUCCACCGCCUGGAGAGGGAGAUCCUGGAUGAAAAAGAUACGAUCCAUCUGCGAGACAGCACCAUCCGGGAGCUCCAGCAGACCCUGCAGAAGGAGGAGCAUGCAGAGACGAGGACCAAAGAGACUAACAUCUCCACCAAAAUCACUAUUUUGGAUCCAGAUACAGGCAAAGACAUGUCUCCUUAUGAUGCAUACCUACAGGGCCUGAUAGAUCGCCAGCAGUACAUCCAUCUGCAAGAGCUGGAGUGUGACUGGGAGGAAAUCACUUCCAUGGGACCAGAGGGGGAGACAUCUGUACUGCAGGAUCGCAAGAGUGGUAAACAGUACUCCAUCAAAGAAGCUCUAAAGGAAGGAAGGCUGACUGAGUAUGAUCUAAAACAAUACAAACAAGGCAAACUUCCCAUCUCUGAGUUUGCCUUGCUGGUCGCAGGUGAUAAUAAGAAGCAGCCCCAGUUCAACUCCAUCAUCCCAAAAUCCAACACAACAGUACAAUCAGCUCUCAACCCAUCCCCCACUAAUGAAACCUACCCAGUUGCUGGAAUAAUGGACACAAACACUGGCACCUGCUAUACAAUACGCGCUGCCACCCUGCGUAAAUUGAUCGAUCCCACUACCGCGCAAAAGCUUCUGGAGGCACAGGCAGCCACAGGUGGCAUCAUUAACAUCAACACCAAAGAGAGAAACACAGUUCACAAGGCAACAGGCCAAGGCCUCAUUGAAGACAGUCAACUCCAGAGGCUGCUCAAUGCACAAAAGGCUUUCAGUGGAGUUGAAGACCCCAUGACCAGAGAGUGUUUAUCUGUGGGAGAGGCUGUUCAAAAAGGGUGGAUGCCGAAGGACACUGCCAUUAGCUACAUGGAGGCCCAGCACUUGACUGGAGGGCUGGUUAAUCCCAAAACUGGUCGCAGAGUAGGCAUCCUUGAUGCCAUUAGUUCCAAAAUGAUCGACAGCACAAUGAUGAGAGAGCUGCAGGCCGAGAGUUCCUACACCAAGGAUAUUGUAGACCCAAUAACAAAGGAGAGGAUCAGCUACAAACAAGCUCUGGAUCGCUGUAAGAUAGACCCAGUGACAGGCUUACCAAUGUUGCCUGCAUCCUCAGGAAACAACUCUACUAGAUAUUCAAGAUUCUAGAUAUGUUUACUUUUAACCAUGUGGAGUGCUAUGGUGAAAAUGUACUAUUAGAGAUGGGAAACCCAUAUGAAAUCCAUACAUUAUUUACAAUGUACAUUUUGACUCAGGAAGUCUUCCACUGCAAAGCCUUCUCUCUAUCCAAAAUGAUUGCUGCUGAGCUGUAUUUGUUUACCAAACACGUGUUGUGGGCUGAUUUUUUAUAUAUUUAAAAAUGAAUUUAAAUGCAUCUUAUAUAUGACAUUAUUGUGUUAUUAGGGAUACUGGGACAUGGUGCAAUGCAGUUUGCCAAGAUUGAUUUUUUUUCUGUAUUACUCUUGGGCUAUUCUCAACACUGUUCAUUUUACAUUCAAUCAUGUUUAAUACUGUAUGAAGAAACAAUUAUCAAUAAAAUUAAAUUAUAAUGG
Molecule: messenger RNA, 6532 nt
Organism: Mugil cephalus (flathead mullet)
Lineage: Eukaryota; Metazoa; Chordata; Actinopteri; Mugiliformes; Mugilidae
Gene: evpla
Product: envoplakin a
Exons: 22
Coding region: 153-6128 (1991 amino acids)
Biological process (GO): intermediate filament cytoskeleton organization; wound healing
Cellular component (GO): cytoplasm; intermediate filament; membrane
Molecular function (GO): cadherin binding; structural molecule activity
Source: RefSeq, a predicted model, not a curated record